AUGCCUCCUCUCAUCUGCACAUUACUCGGGCUUCUCCUCCUCUCGUACACAGCUCCUCGAUGCUCCUCUGCAGGCGACACUCUCGCAGCAGGCCAAACUCUCGUGGCCAUCGGUGCUGGUGCCGGCAAGCUCGUCUCAAGAAAUGGCAAGUACAUGCUCGGCUUCUUCCAACCAGCUACAAUGAUUGCAAGCACCAUGAGUGGUAGUAAGUCCCACCACAACACCAGCUCCAGCUCUAGUUGGUACUUUGGCAUAUGGUUCAAUAAAAUUCCAGUUUUUACUACUGUGUGGGUUGCUAAUAGGGAGGAGCCCAUCUCCCAUCCCAAUAUCAACUCCACACAGCUCAGGAUCUCAAGUGAUGGCAAUCUUGUCAUCAUCGUAGACCAUGUUGAUGUCGGCACUGAAUCCCUUGUCUGGUCCACUCACAUCGUCAAUAGGACACAAACCACCUCCACCACUACAACCCUUGUUCUCCUGAACAGUGGAAACCUUGUCCUCCUACCCACAAACACUAGCCAAGAAAUGCCGUCGUGGCAGAGCUUUGACCACCCAACAGAUGUUGUGCUUCCUGGCGUCAAGCUUGGCUGGGACAAGGUCACCGGCUUGAUCAACACGAUCAUCUCAAAGAAGAGUCUCAUUAAUCCUGGUCUUGGCUCAUACAGUGUUGGACUAGAAGGUGCCACGGGGAUGGUCCUCAAGCGUCGCAACAACCCCUCUGUAGUGUAUUGGCAAUUUGUGUCCUCUACAACGUCAACAUUGGUACCAAUAAUCCGGUCACUGGUAGAUUUGGAUCCUCGGAUUAAAGGUCUGGUUAACCCAACAUAUGUUGAUAACAACCGAGAGGAGUACUACAUGUACACUUCACCGGAUGAAUCACCACCUUUAUUUGUCUCACUGGACACCUCUGGUCAAAUAAAAAUGAUGUUUUGGUCUCAAACCAAACAGACUUGGGAAACCAUAGGUGCCAACCCUGAUGGUCGUUGCAUGACGCCUGCUACAUGUGGACCUUUUGCAGUCUGCAACAACAAUGCACAUAUAUUAUGUGAGUGUAUGAAGGGCUUCUCUCAGAAGUCACCACAGGAUUGGGAGUUUAAUGAUAGAACAGGUGGGUGCAUCAGAAAUACACCAUUACAGUACUGCAGCACUAGUGAGAAAAACAUGACAAGUUCAACAGACAUGUUCCACCCAAUUGCUCAAGCUACAUUGCCCUACAAGCCCCAACUAAUAUCCCUUGCUUCAACUCAAACAAAAUGCGAAGAAGCUUGUCUUAGCUCUUGCUCUUGCACUGCUUAUUCCUUUAACAAUGACAAAUGCUCUGUCUGGUAUGGGGAAUUACUUAGUGUAAAUAUGAAUGAUGGCAUUGAUUUUACAGCUGAAGAUGUUCUUUACAUUCGCCUUGCUGCCAAAGAUUUAAGUUUCAGAAAAAAUAAAAGAAAACCGCAUGUGGGAGUUAUUACUGCGGGAGCCAUUACUGGUCUUGGGUUACUAAUGAUCAUGGUGUUGUUAUUGAUUUGGAUGAAGAAAUUCAAAUGGUGUUGUCUGCCUUUAUACGGCAAUCAAGUUAGUGGUGGAGGGAUUAUGGCCUUUAGAUUCACAGAUUUAGUCCGUGCUACUAAAAACUUCUCAGAAAAGCUAGGAGGAGGUGGUUUUGGUUCUGUAUACAAGGGGGUAUUAAAUGACUCAACUAGUAUAGCAGUGAAAAGGCUUGAUGGUGCAUGUCAAGGAGAGAAGCAAUUCAGGGCCGAGGUGAGCUCAGUUGGACUGAUCCAACAUAUCAACAUAGUCAAAUUGAUUGGUUUCUGCAGCGAAGGUGAUAAAAGGUUACUUGUAUAUGAACACAUGUCAAAUGGGUCUCUGGAUGACCAUCUGUUUAAGAAGAGCAAUGCUAAUGGUGAUAUCCUGAACUGGAACACUAGAUUUCAAAUAACCCUUGGAAUUGCUAGAGGAUUGUCCUACUUGCAUCAGAGUUGUCGCCAAUGCAUCAUACACUGUGAUAUUAAGCCAGAAAAUAUACUUUUGGAUGCAUCAUUUGUUCCUAAAGUUGCAGACUUUGGGUUGGCGGCAUUAGUCGGACGGGAUUUUAGCCGAAUUCUAACCACAUUCAGAGGAACUGUUGGUUAUCUUGCUCCGGAGUGGCUUAGCGGGAAUGCUAUUACGCCAAAAGUUGAUGUUUAUAGCUUCGGCAUGGUACUUCUGGAAAUCAUAUCAGGGGCUAGGAAUUCAUCUGGAACAUACAACACUAGGAACGACCACUCUGCUAAAUUUUUCCCCGUGCAAGCUAUCUACAAGCUUCAUGGGGGUGAUGUGCAGAGUUUGGUGGAUCCAAAUUUGCAUGGUGACUUCAAUUUAGAAGAGGCUGAAAGGGUUUGCAAGGUUGCAUGUUGGUGUAUCCAAGAUAAUGAAUUUGAUCGACCGACGAUGGGUGAAAUGGUACGAGUUCUUGAGGGUCUACAGGAGAUUGGCAUGCCCCUGAUGCCAAGACAACUUGCGGCUAUGACGGAACAAUAUGGUGCAACCUCUUCAAUAUACAUAGUAAACAGUCAUAGUCAAUGUGACUAA
This is a messenger RNA of Triticum dicoccoides, 2559 nucleotides long. Its product is annotated as G-type lectin S-receptor-like serine/threonine-protein kinase At2g19130. The record is from RefSeq and is a predicted model, not a curated record. Bases 1 to 2559 code for a protein of 852 amino acids. The transcript has a single exon. Gene Ontology annotation, biological process: recognition of pollen; protein phosphorylation. Gene Ontology annotation, molecular function: ATP binding; protein serine/threonine kinase activity. NCBI's taxonomy places the organism in Eukaryota, Viridiplantae, Streptophyta, Magnoliopsida, Poales, Poaceae.